UGAGUCAGGGGUUUGUGAGCUGCCCCAGGGCGCGCGACAGAAGGCCAGAUACUCUCGGAGAGGGUGUGAGAUUCAGCUAGUGUGAACGGACACCUGGCACCCCAAGAUCUCACCAAAGGAACCUAGCCAGCAAAAUAGCAGGUACCCCUUGCACGGGGUAUGCUGGGACCGAAGCCAACGCUAGAAACUUGAACACCUAGAACCAAACCAUGGAGGAACCACAGAUGGAGCAUGAAUUGGAGGAGAGACUGGAGAUUGAGGGCUAUGAUGACGUUGGGGAACCUCCUCUGGAGGAGAUUGUGGAGGAACAACCAGAUCACGUCCAGGAGCCAACAGCCCCAGACUACCAGACCGUAUCAGACCCGGGCACCCACGAGGUAUACGUGGAGCUGCAGGAGCUAGUCAUGGAUGGGAAGAACCAGGAGCUUCGGUGGAUGGAAGUGGCGCGUUGGGUUCGACUGGAGGAGAACCGGGCGGAGGCAGGGGGUUGGGGCCGUCCCCACGUUUCUUGCUUAACCUUCUGGAGUCUCCUGGAGCUACAGAGAACUUUUAAAAAGGGCACUGUGAUCCUGGACCUGUCAGAGACCACCCUGCCUGGGAUUGUCAACCAGCUUCUAGACCAAUUCAUCUAUGAAAGUCAAAUCCGGCCCCAGGACCGGGAUGAGCUGCUUAGGGCCCUGCUGCUCAAACACAGCCAUGAGGGAGAGUUGGAGGCUCUGGGAGGUGUGAAGCCAAUUGUUCUAAAUCGCUCAGGAGAAUUCUCUGAGCCCCUGUUGGCCCAACAUCCCUCCUUGGAGAACCAGAUCUACUGUGAGCCGGGAGAAGGUUCCUCAGGCAGCCCAGGGCCAUCUCACAUCCUGGAGAAGAUCCCUCCUGAUUCAGAGGCCACACUGGUAUUAGUGGGUCGUGCCUCCUUCCUGGAACAUCCCAUCUUGGGUUUUGUGAGGCUUCAGCAGCCAGCCAUGCUGGAAGGGGUGGAGGUUCCAGUGCCUGUCCGCUUCCUCUUGGUACUCUUAGGGCCUGAGUCACCCCAUGUGGACUACAUCCAGCUUGGCCGGGCUGCUGCCACCUUAAUGUCUGAGAGGGUGUUCCGAAUGGAGGCCUACCUAGCCCAUAACCGCAAGGAGCUAGUUCAGUCUCUUGAGGGUUUCUUGGACUGUAGUGUGGUCCUGCCUCCCACAGAUGCACCCUCAGAGUCAGCCUUACGAACCCUGGUACCCGUGCAGCAAGAAUUGCUUCGAAGACGCUACAAGCUCAGCCCCUCUAAGCCUGAUCCUGACUUCUACAAGGGACUAGACUUGAAUGGGGUUCCAGUGGCCCAGGAUGACCCCUUACAACGGACAGGCUACCUCUUUGGGGGUGUGGCUCGGGAUGCUCGGCGCCGUUACCCCAAGUACCUGAGUGACAUCACAGACGCACUUAGCCCUCAGGUCCUUGCAGCUGUGGUCUUCAUCUACUUCGCUGCCCUCUCACCUGCCAUCACCUUUGGUGGCCUCCUAGGAGACAAGACUGGGAACCUGAUGGGGGUGUCGGAAUUACUCAUCUCAACAGCAGUGCAGGGCAUCCUUUUUGCCCUGCUGAGUGCCCAGCCCCUGCUUGUACUUGGUUUCUCAGGACCCCUCCUUGUCUUUGAGGAGGCCUUCUUCGGGUUCUGCACGAGCAACAACUUCGAAUACAUCGUGGGCCGGGUGUGGAUUGGCUUCUGGCUGGUGCUGCUGGUGGUCCUGGUGGUGGCCUUUGAGGGAAGCUUCCUGGUGCGCUACAUCUCUCGAUACACUCAGGAGAUCUUCUCCAUCCUCAUCUCUCUCAUCUUCAUCUAUGAGACCUUCUCCAAGCUCAUUACGAUAUUCAAAGAGCAUCCACUGCAAAGAAACUAUAACGUCAGUGCGGUCUGGCACCCUAAGCCCAGUGACGCCCUGCCCAACACCGCCCUCCUCUCCCUCGUGCUCAUGGCUGGGACAUUUUAUUUUGCCAUCACAUUUCGCAAGUUCAAGAACAGCUCUUAUUUCCCUGGAAAGCUUCGCAGAGUAAUUGGAGAUUUUGGUGUUCCCAUUUCCAUCUUCAUUAUGGUCCUGGUGGAUGUAUUCAUUACAGAUACCUAUACCCAGAAACUCAAAGUGCCCAAAGGCUUUACAAUCUCCAACUCAAGUGCCAGAGACUGGUUCAUCCACCCCCUGGGCUUGCGCAAGACUUUCCCCCUCUGGAUGAAGUUUGCUUCUGCUGUGCCAGCUCUGCUUGUCUUCAUUCUCAUCUUCCUGGAGACUCAGAUUACCACGCUCAUCGUCAGCAAGCCAGAGCGGAAGCUGAUCAAAGGCUCAGGUUUCCACUUGGACCUGCUGCUGAUCGUGGGCAUGGGCGGGGUGGGCGCCCUGUUUGGGAUGCCCUGGCUCAGUGCCACCACCGUGAGGAGCGUGACCCAUGCCAAUGCCCUCACCGUCAUGAGCAAGGCCAGCGCUCCCGGCGACCGGGCUCAGGUCCAAGAGGUUAAGGAACAAAGACUCAGCGGACUUCUGGUCUCAGUGCUUGUUGGUGUUUCCAUCUUCAUGGAACCCAUUCUGUCGAAGAUCCCCCUGGCUGUUCUUUUUGGCAUUUUCCUAUAUAUGGGAGUCACGUCACUGAGUGGCAUCCAGCUCUUUGACCGACUUCUGCUCUUCCUGAAGCCCCCCAAAUACCAUCCUGAUGUGCCUUAUGUCAAGCGGGUGAAGACCUGGCGUAUGCACCUGUUCACUGGCAUUCAGGUUAUCUGCCUGGCAGUGCUGUGGGUGGUAAAGUCAACACCUGCUUCCCUAGCACUGCCUUUCAUCCUCAUCCUCACCGUGCCCCUGCGCCGAUUCCUGCUGCCCCUCAUCUUUCGAAACAUUGAGCUCCAAUGCCUUGAUGCCGAUGAUGCUGAAAUCACCUUUGAUGAAGAAGAUGGCAGAGAUGUGUAUGAUGAAGUACCCAUGCCGGUGUGAGCCAGGAAGACUGCCCCCAACAUCCUCCCAUACUUUCUCAGCUGCGGACACCUUCUUCAUUGCCUCCUGUGUUAGAGAAGUCUGUACCUACUCUGGAUGGAAUGAUGAACUGGCAAGGCAUUUCCUGUGGGCCCAGGACGACUGUCCAUCCCUAGGGUGGGGAGCUGAAGAUAUGGGAGUGGGUGAAGAGGAACCACUAGGGAAAACUAUUAUUUAUAGGUUUGUUUUGUUUUGUUAGUUGUAUGUUGUGCCCCCAAGGAACUGAGAGGAACAGGAACCUCUCUGGUCCUCAGUUUUCCUAUCUUGAAAACAAGGGAAUUAGACUAGAUAACCUCUAAGAUUCCUUCCAGCUCUUAGUCCUGGGAUUCCUCAGUUUGUAUCCCCUUAAUCACACAUUCUUAGAAACAUAAACACACAUACACAUCACUGUCACACCGAUAUAUACACACACAGAGACACAAACACACACCCCCUCACACCUUCAUACCAUCAUAAAAACUUAGACUGUUGGGACUGGAAGGGCCCUUAGACAUCAUUUCAUCCAACUCUCUAAUUUUCUAGAGGGAGAAACUGAGGCCCAGAGAGACCUACUUAGAGUUAGUUAAUGGAAGAACCAGGCCAGAACUCUCUGCACUCUAAUUGCCAGACUCCAAUUAUACACCGUGGGCCAUUUUAGCAAUCUGCCACCAGCUGCUCUGUGGCUUGAGACGAGACAGGAGUGGAGUAAGGGGAGAAUCUUGGCCUUUCUACUCUCCAAUCCUAUGAAACCCUUCCCACCUACCUGGAGACCUCCUGGCUCUCCAUCCCAUCUGAUGAAUUUGGUGCUAAAAAGGCUUUGCCCCAUAGCCAAGGUGGGAGAAGUUGGAGGGAGUGAUCAGGACAGGAAUUUAGAAUUAUUUUGCCACUUUCCUGCACACGCUCCAGCAAACAGUCAACUGAGUCUCCUCCAAGUAGCCUCUGUCAAUAGGGUUUAAAUGGGUGUGUGUGUGUGUGUGUGUGUGUGUGUGUGUGUGUGUCUGGGUGUCUGGGUGGGUGGGAGUGCUGGGGAUGGGGGUAGAGGGGGUGGAAGGGUUGAGGAACAAAGACUUGACCUUUGGAAGGAAAGAAAAUUUGACUAGGAACAGAUGGUCAGAAAGAAUAGCAGAGGGCAGGGGUAGGGUUUGUAAUUUAUUGUAUAUUUUCUAAGAAAAAGUUUAAUACCAUUUUAGCUUUAGUACCUGGGGAAUCAGGGACCUACCCCAUUCUCCUCAGCACAAACUUUGGGGAGACAAAAAUUGGGUGAGGAGAGGGUAGGAAUUUCCCCAGGAAGUGGAGAGGGACAAAUAUAUUUUUUUUUACAAAACAAAAAUAUAAAAAGAGUCAGAAAAACCUGCAUUUGGGGGGAAGGGUGACUUGGAAGAAAGUCAGGGUGACUUGGGGAUGAUGAUAAUGAUGAUAUAUUUGGCUUCCAUUCCUGAAAGCUGAGCACUCCUCCUCCCUAUCCCCUUUCUCUGCUACUGCUGGGAAAAAGUGAUGAAGGGACUACACAAAGAAAAUCCCCCCAAAUCCCCUCCCAUUGCUUGUGAAUUUGUUUUGCCAAUAAAUCCAUUUUAACUGUC
Messenger RNA from Dromiciops gliroides (monito del monte), 4552 nucleotides. It is a transcript of the gene SLC4A1, whose product is annotated as solute carrier family 4 member 1 (Diego blood group). The record is from RefSeq and is a predicted model, not a curated record. The transcript is spliced from 20 exons. The coding region runs from base 210 to 2954 and encodes 914 amino acids. Gene Ontology annotation, cellular component: plasma membrane; basolateral plasma membrane. Gene Ontology annotation, biological process: bicarbonate transport; monoatomic anion transport; regulation of intracellular pH. NCBI's taxonomy places the organism in Eukaryota, Metazoa, Chordata, Mammalia, Microbiotheria, Microbiotheriidae. Gene Ontology annotation, molecular function: bicarbonate transmembrane transporter activity; solute:inorganic anion antiporter activity; monoatomic anion transmembrane transporter activity.